Molecule: messenger RNA, 1564 nt
Organism: Anopheles merus
Lineage: Eukaryota; Metazoa; Arthropoda; Insecta; Diptera; Culicidae
Product: U2 small nuclear ribonucleoprotein auxiliary factor 35 kDa subunit-related protein 1
Exons: 6
Coding region: 20-1564 (514 amino acids)
Biological process (GO): mRNA splicing, via spliceosome
Cellular component (GO): spliceosomal complex; U2AF complex
Molecular function (GO): pre-mRNA 3'-splice site binding; metal ion binding
Source: RefSeq, a predicted model, not a curated record
AUUGCCUUUUUGUGCCAGCAUGAAUACAGCUCCGGUAAAAAAAUUAAAGCACCCGGAAUGGAGGAAGCUGUUCAAGAAAAGACGACGCAAAGCCGUUCGCCAGAAGACGGCACAGGAACGUGAUCGGCAAAAUGCUGAAAAGGAAAAACAAAAAUUGUCCUGUCCCGAGUAUCAGUUGUAUCUUGCUGAAAAAGGACGCCAAGAACAGAUUGCAGCAGAGCGGGAAGAGCUUGAACGUGCAUUACGACAUGCCGUUUGGCUAGAGGAGGAACGCAAGGCACAGCUAAAGUUUGAAAAGGUACGCCAAGAAGAGGAAGCCAAAGAACGCGAGGCGCGAGAAAAAAGGGAAAAGAUACGAAGAGAAUAUGAGGAUGGUGAAACCAAACUCAAGCAAGCCAAAGAAGAACGUUUUCAGCAGCAAGAACUUGCACGUCGAAUGCUGCACGAGCGGUUUAUAAAAUUGCAAGAGUUUGCAGCAACUGGGGCUGAUGAUUACCUGAGUGAGCUACAAAGCAUACAGCAUACGCGUGCCGACGCAGAUGAUUGUAAAUUUUUCCUAAAGACCGGUGCGUGUCGACAUGGUUAUCGAUGUAGCGGGAAUCAUCCCACGCCGGGUGUAAGUCAGGUGAUCUUGAUACCGAAUUUCUUCAGCCAUCCAGCACUGGAACAAACCGUCCACGCGGAAUAUGGCCACGAUGCGCGCCUCGAGUUCGAUGAGGAUGAUUUGAAAAAUAGCUACAAUGAGUUUUUCCGAGACAUCAUCCAAGAGUUUGAAAUGUUCGGAACAGUUAGGCACAUUUUUGUGUGCCGGAAUUCUGUUGCUCACUUAAGAGGGAGUGUAUACAUAGAGUAUGAAUCGAUGAGGAAUGCAGCAGCGGCAUACUUGCGAAUGAAUGGAAGAUUCUACGCUAAAAAACAACUUCACGUUGAAUUUAGGACCCCACUCACGUGGCCAACGGCGGUUUGCGGACUCAACGAGCUGAACCGAUGCCAGAAAGGUGCGGGCUGUAACUUUCUGCAUAUUUUGAAGAAUCCAGACCAUCGUUACGUGUAUAACCAUUUCCUGGAAAGCAGAUCAGUGCGAAGGGAUGAGCUUUUGCAUCUUGCUACGCCGCUACUGCAGAAAUCAUGGGAUGAAAUAACAUCGCAUAGUGGCAGUCAAACGUCCAGAAAUGCUGCUCAAUGGCGAUGGUCCGAAUCUCCAGAGUUAGAACCCAAAACAUCUGAUCACGGAGAACGGGAAACACCAAAAAAGCAUGGCAAUGAACGGAACGAAGCACAUACUUCUGGUGAAAGCCGGAGACGCCCAAGCCGUAGCUCUGGCCGGAACAGAAGAUACCGAAGUGGUAGUGAAAGUGGUUCACCAGUUAGCCAUCGAAGUCGAAGUGGCAGUCGAAGCCGAAGUCAGACUCGGAAACAUGAGCAUCGCAAUGAUUAUGCUUCCAAAAAACGAUCUGACGAUGUAAGGGAUAAAAGAAGUGUUCGAAAAAGACAACGUCGAUCGGUUGAUCACAGUCCUUUGCGAAGUCGUGAAGGGAAAAAAAAUAAAACGAAACGAGAUUAG